Messenger RNA from Benincasa hispida (wax gourd), 1344 nucleotides. RefSeq names its product zinc finger CCCH domain-containing protein 14-like. The record is from RefSeq and is a predicted model, not a curated record. Lineage: Eukaryota; Viridiplantae; Streptophyta; Magnoliopsida; Cucurbitales; Cucurbitaceae. Gene Ontology annotation, molecular function: metal ion binding; mRNA binding.
CUUUGCUGUCUAAUGAGCUUUCAGCUUCUCACUGACUUUAUAUUUGCAAAACCCAUCCCUCUCUGUUAGGGUUGGAGUUAGGGUUUUCGACCCCUUGUAUCUUUUUCUUGUAUUUUUCUCUUUGUAGCCUUUCGGUUUUUAAUCUUAUAUUCUUUGGACUUUCUUUUCGAGUUCGUUGGUUUGUUGUGGAUCUCGAUCUGUGUCUGUUACUAAUGGAUACGCGCAAGAGAGGAAGGUCAGAAAUUGGAUUAAAUGCUAAUGGCGGCUUGAAGAAGUCCAAGCAAGAAAUGGAGAAUUUAUCAACUGGUGUACCAAGCAAAUCGAAGCCAUGCACCAAAUUUUACAGCACUACUGGCUGCCCAUUUGGUGAAGGAUGCCACUUCCUGCAUUAUGUUCCUGGUGGUUACAACGCUGUUGCACAAAUGAUGAACCUACCACCUGCUCCUCCAGCACCCAGAAGUAUGGGAGCACCACCUCCAAUGUCCAAUGGUUCAGCCACGCAGGUUGUUAAAAGUCGUAUGUGCAACAAGUAUAACUCUGCUGAAGGCUGCAAAUUUGGUGACAAGUGCCAUUUUGCUCACGGAGAUUGGGAACUUGGAAAGCCCACAGCUCCAUCUCAUGAUGAUCCUCGGGCCAUGGGACAUAUUCCAAACCGUUUAUCCAGUAGGAUGGAUGCAACCCCACCAGGCCCCGCGGCUAGCUUUGGUGCCUCUGCCACUGCAAAGAUUAGCGUAGACGCUUCCCUGGCUGGAGCCAUUAUAGGGAAGGGUGGUGUUAAUUCCAAGCAGAUUUGUCGUCGAACAGGAGCCAAACUUUCCAUUAGGGACCAUGAAUCAGAUCCCAACCUCAGAAAUAUUGAACUUGAGGGGUCAUUUGAUCAGAUCAAGGAAGCAAGCGCAAUGGUGAGGGAGCUCAUUGUGACAGUUUCGAUGGCAGGGCCUCCAAAAUCAGCUACCGGGGCAACAGGCGGUACGGCUGCUCCUGCAGGUAGCAAUUUUAAGACGAAGCUUUGUGAUAAUUUUGCGAAAGGGUCGUGCACCUUUGGAGAGAGAUGCCACUUUGCACACGGUGCUGCCGAAUUGCGCAAAUGUGGUGGAUGAAAAAAAUCCAUUUUUCUAUUUUUUUUUUUUUUUUCUCCCUUCAAGUUUAGAAUUCUAGUGUAAGCCUUUGGUUUAAUCAUUUGUAUUAGAUAAAGCUCUCUAUCUUGAAUUAUCCAUCAACAGGGCAAUGCAACUCAGUAGAAAUUGACAAUUUUUAUGGUUUAGAGCUGUGAAACACAUAUAUACUUCAUGUGAGGCAAAGAAUCCGUAUCAGAUAUAUGUGGGAUAUCGAUAUUUUCAGAUA